Molecule: messenger RNA, 894 nt
Organism: Candidozyma pseudohaemuli
Lineage: Eukaryota; Fungi; Ascomycota; Pichiomycetes; Serinales; Metschnikowiaceae
Gene: AGA1
Product: Aga1p
Exons: 1
Coding region: 1-894 (297 amino acids)
Source: RefSeq, a predicted model, not a curated record
AUGCACGUGCUCCCCCCAGCCAACGGCACGAAGCUCUGGAGAAUCAAAAGACUGGUUCUGGGCCUGCCUUCUUCAGCAGAUGCCUCUUCCUCUCUCGAAUGCUACAACUCGUCUCAAAGAAUCCUGGCAGCAGGCAAGCAAUUCAUGCUGAGGAGACCUCCUCUCAAGAGACCAAAGUCCAAGCCGGGAAUGCCCAAGGACUUUGUGUUUGUCGACCUUUCGCCCGUCAAGUCAGAGGAGAAGCUCUCGGAAGAGAAUGUGGAGAAGCUUCCUGGCAACGAAAGCGAUGUUUCAUCGCCCACUGUCGACACGGUUUUCUCGGAGAACUCGCCCACCCUGAGCUUCCUGAGCUUCUCCAACUACAACUACGCGUCCGACGACUUGUACGGACCCUGCUUUGACGAGAGUCUUCUUGGUCUUGGCCUCAUGGGUGUUGAUUUCCCAGAACAGGUGCAACCACAGCAGGCUCCUCCACAGCAGAAUGUCACGCCUCCACAGCAGACCUUCCCUCAGUUUGACAUGUCUUUUGGUCAAGUGAGCCCCAUUUCCCCUACACAGCUGAAUGUUCCUAGCGAACCUCAGUCACAGCCUCAGCAGCAGGCCCAGCACAAGAGAAGAAAGUCCGCUGGCGGAUUCACCUUCAAGAGCUACACGGGGCCCAAUGGCGGCGUUAAGAAGAGAAAGUCGCAGAACCACAGAAGAUGCUUUUCUGAACCAGCCAAGAAACAGCAGCAGGCUCCCACGCCGCCUCUGAUGGAGGAGUUUUUGCACAUGCCCAAGGUGGAGAAAUUCGACGGUUUCGACUUGAGCAUGGUGGACGAGAUGGGUGCUUUUGCCUACGGUGAGGACAGAUUCAAGGAGGAGUUUGACUUGCAGAAGUACCUCUCGAUCUGA